AAAUAUCCUGUUGAUGCUUGAGAUGAAACAAGCUGGUGGGGACGUUUCCAGAGACCCUGGCGCGCAGCUGAGUGCAUAUGGCGCACAAAACGUCUCAUCUUCCCUCAAUCUACAAGUGAGAGACUUCACUUCGGACACGUCAGUGGUGGAUAAGGACUGGAGACUUUGAUGGAAUGUGGAUCUCUUCACAAUAACUUGAACAUAAGAAGAAAAAAUGACAUCUAGUGCGUUUGGGAAAGCGUGACUAACUCGUGCUAGUAUUCUUGUUGAUCUGGAGCUUGUGAGAAUAUGCACAAGUUGAAUUGAUUCUAUCGGACGGUAUUUCGACCUUGUCUGGAUGUGGUCACACAGUUUUUCGGGUGAAGAUAGAGGGAAGUUUGAAAGGACAUAUAAUGAGAAUAACACACUGCUAGCGGUACUGAGGCUGCGGGCUGCAUCUGGAGCACACGCGAGGAGAGCAGACAGAGGCGCGCGCUUCUGCUGUAGACAGAUACGUGGGAAAGAGAAUAUGUAGAGCCUGCUAUUUCGAAGUAAACCAUGGUUUACCAUUGAGCUUUCUUUGAGGAUUUAAGGACAUUUACAAAAAAACGGUUGUUUAAAAGAAGUUGACAGCUCAUCUUCUAUGGAGUCCCAUUGCAAUUUUGGAGACUCGUUGUGGGACAAAAAUGGACCGCACGAACGGACUGAGCUCCAGGAUUAUCGUUGUGUUGCUCCACAGUAAGAUGUAGCCUGUUGUGUGUUCUUGGUGCUUAUGGAAACUUAAUUGCUACAUUUUCAUAAAACAUAGGCUACAGAUGCCACGUUUCAUGCGUAAAGAUACGGACGAUGUAUUUAUUUGGUUGUUAUGAUGCGUGUGCAUUUCAGUUCAACAAUAUUGCAACUGCAUGUCUACAUUUCCAUCACCGUCCAAAGCGUCAGGCAUCUUGUCCAGUGCAUGUGCCCUGCAGUUGCUUGUCCUGGAUGGAGCGUCAAUAAGGGCACGAAUAUAAUCACACGGACACGCCUCGUCAGUCAUUAAACAAAUCAGAUAAACACAGUGUUAAUAUGAUCAAUAGACUGUAUCGACGAGCCCGUAUAUAAGGCUAAUGAUUGGCCUAGCCUCUGUUUACUGAACAUGCCUGCGAGAAUAUGGUGUGAAAUUUUCAGAUGACUGCUGACAGGUCAUUGAAAUAGACAUAUGAUAAAGCAGAGUAAAAGUUUAGAUUCGUAGGUACAUCAUAUUAAACUCUUCAAUAACAGAUGGAAUAGCCAUAGUUGAAAACUGCUGCUCUGACAGUAGAAUGUCUUUGAGAAUUCAUGAACAGGGUGCAUUUUUUGGCUCAUUUAUAAAGAGUGCUUUUUGAAAUAUUUAUAGACACUAUUCUGCAGGAUGAAUGCUGUGAUGAGCAUGGUGAACCAGCCUCCAGACUUGAUGGCCCCCAGGCAAGCGGCCAAGGGUUCAUUUUCCAUCUAAUUGGCCUGAGUUCAGGUGAUUGGAAUUAUGGGGUGAUUUCUAUCUCUACAAGCUGACAGAAACAUGGAUUUGAACUUCUCCACGGUCCGCGAUAGCGAUAAUUUGCUGGAGAGAGACUCAUCCAAGCGCGUUCUGACAGGCUGCUUUCUCUUUGCGCUCAUCCUGACCACACUGCUGGGGAACACACUGGUAUGUGUUGCAGUCACCAAGUUCCGCCACCUGCGCUCAAAGGUCACCAACUUCUUUGUGAUCUCUUUGGCCAUUUCAGACCUGCUGGUGGCCAUCUUGGUGAUGCCAUGGAAGGCAGCAACGGAGAUCGUGGGCUUCUGGCCAUUCGGUGCCUUCUGUAAUGUCUGGGUGGCGUUCGACAUCAUGUGCUCAACAGCGUCCAUUUUGAACUUAUGUGUCAUCAGUGUGGACAGAUACUGGGCGAUCUCAAGCCCAUUCCGCUACGAGAGGAAGAUGACACCCAAGGUGGCGUUUAUUAUGAUCAGUGUGGCAUGGACGCUGUCUGUGCUCAUCUCUUUCAUCCCUGUGCAGUUGAACUGGCACAAGGCUGCGGCGUUGGAGCUCAACGGCACUUACGGUGAGCUGCCGCCGGACAACUGCGACUCCAGCCUUAAUAGGACCUAUGCCAUCUCUUCCUCCCUCAUCAGCUUCUACAUCCCUGUGGCAAUCAUGAUCGUGACUUACACCCGGAUUUACAGAAUUGCCCAGAUACAAAUCAGGAGGAUCUCAGCACUGGAGAGGGCUGCGGAGAGUGCCAAGAACCGCCACAGCAGUAUGGGCAACAACUCCAACAUGGAGACGGAGAGCUCCUUCAAGAUGUCUUUCAAAAGAGAAACCAAAGUCCUAAAGACCCUCUCUGUCAUAAUGGGGGUGUUUGUGUGCUGCUGGCUGCCCUUCUUCAUCCUCAACUGCAUGGUACCCUUCUGUGAGCCCAACGGCCCCUCUGAUUUCCUCUGCAUCAGCCCCGGCACCUUCGACGUGUUCGUCUGGUUCGGCUGGGCCAACUCCUCACUCAACCCCAUCAUAUAUGCCUUCAACGCGGACUUCCGCAAAGCGUUCUCCAUCCUGCUGGGCUGCCACAGACUCUGCCCGGGCAGCAAUGCCAUAGAGAUAGUGAGCAUCAACAACAAUGGAUCCCAGCCGCCUGCAUCCCAGUAUCAGCCCAAAGGGCACAUUCCCAAGGAAAGCAACAAUGCCACCUAUGUGAUUCCCCACAGCAUCCUGUGUCAGGAGGAGGAGCUGCAGAAGAAGGAUGGGGUUGGGAUUAAGACCUUGGAGAAACUGUCCCCGUCCCUUUCUGGGAACUUGGGCAGCGAUGCCGAUGUGUCACUGGAAAAGAUUAAUCCUAUAACUCAGAACGGCCAACACAAAACUGUGACAUGUUGACGGGUGUAUGUAUUGGUAUACAAACAUGAGAAGGAACCCAGAGGGAGAGACUUGGCAGUAUGCCUAGCAGAAGUGUGGUAUAUACAAACUGAGCUUCACUGCGAACCUUAAAACUCAAAUCACUAUGGAAAUCUACAGAAUGUUUCAAAUGAAGGCACUUUAUCCUGGAUAACUAUCUGCAAAACACCUUCAGCAUUUAUUAUUAAAGUAUAGACAGAUUUGUUGAUAAAUGUUCCAUAACUUGAAUAAAGUAAAACGAAAUACACACGUGUAUACAUGUGUUGUAUUUACAAAUAUGUAUACAUUUGCAUGUGUACACAGUAGUGACAAAUAUCCUGGAAGCUGUUAUAACAUGGAGAAAGAAGUAGAAAUAUUAGCAAAAUGUCUCGUAGGUAAGUGCUUUACAUUUAUAUGUACAGCGUGUUUCAUAUUCUUACAAAGAUAACUAUAAAGAUAAUUGGUUUUGAUUGUUUUUUUUCGAUGUCAACAACAGUGUAUAAUUAUUUAAAAUUUUAUUUUAUAAUAAUGAUCAUAAUUUAUUAGAGAGUUGAAUACACUUCUGGUUAAUGAUAACUGACUAAAAUAAUAUGGAGAGAGACCAUAGGAUGGUGAAAAUGGUUCAAAACAACCCUCAUCAAUUCUUGCAUUUGUGUUGUUGUGAAAUUGAAGUGGUAAGCCUCAGCGUGGUAGGGUUGUGGUAAGGUAUGGUGUAUACACAUGUAUGCAUUUGUAUUGUUGUGAAAUUGAAGUGGUAAGCCUCAGCGUGGUAGGGUUGUGGUAAGGUAUGGUGUAUACACAUGUAUGCAUUUGUAUUGUUGUGAAAUUGAAGUGGUAAGCCUCAGCAUGGUAGGGUUGUGGUAAGGUAUGGUGUAUACACAUGUAUGCAUUUGUGUUGUUGUGAAAUUGAAGUGGUAAGCCUCAGCGUGGUAGGGUUGUGGUAAGGUAUGGUGUAUACACAUGUAUGCAUUUGUGUUGUUGUGAAAUUGAAGUGGUAAGCCUCAGCAUGGUAGGGUUGUGGUAAGGUAUGGUGUAUACACAUGUAUGCAUUUGAUAGUUAGAACACGUUGUCAGUUACGGAGGCUUUAAAUACCUUUCAUUUUCACAGAGAUACAACAUCUUAUGCCAAGUAUGUCAUAUUUCUAUAUAUUUUAGUUGCAUUCCCCUUUUGUAGUACAUGAUUUUCCCAAUUGGGAAAUGCAAAAGUGUUGAUGGAGCUCACUCUGAUUGUCACACUGGAUUUCAAAGAAUCUUCUGUCAAAACUGAUUUUAAAGAACCAACUGUCAAACCUGAUUUUAAAGAACCAACUGUCAAACCUGAUUUUAAAGAACCAACUGUCAAACCUGAUUUUAAAGAACCAACUGUCAAAACUGAUUUUAAAGAACCAACUGUCAAAACUGAUUUUAAAGAACCAACUGUCAAACCUGAUUUUAAAGAACCAACUGUCAAACCUGAUUUUAAAGAACAAAUUGACAAACCUGAUUUAAUAGAACAAACUGUCAAACCUGAUUUUAAAGAACCAACACCAUGUGUCUAACAGUCCCAUGUGAAACAGGUCCUACUUUCUAAGCCCUCCUAGCACACAUCAUCGCAUCAGCAAGUCAAGUCAAGUCUACCAGUGUAGCUGUAGCAUAGGCAUCACCGUGGACACAGUUCUCUCCCAACUUCAUCCCCAUUACUCUCUCCCAAUAGACACGUCUUCCCCUAAAAAGUGGUACCUCUUCACACUCUUAGGGCAUCAGUGAUUCUUUUGGCAAGUCGGGGCCCAUCAGACAUUUCUUCAAGUGUUUUACAAUUGGCAUCCUAUUCCCUAAAGGCUCUGGUCAAAAGUAGUGCACUAUAUUAGGACGCAACCUUCUACUGUCCUAAUGCAGAGAGCUGAUUCUGAUUCUAUUAAUGGUCAGUGUGCAUGGAAACAAUCAGCUUAGUGAGCAGCAGUAAAUGCCGUCAAUGCAUAAUUGAAAAAUGUAAUUAUUGCACCUUAUGCAAGUCAACAGUCACACAGCCAGAACACAAUUGACCUUUGGUAAACCGCUGAAAACUGAUAUUGUGAAUUGUUUAAGCUGGAGCUAUGAUGUUUUAGGGAACAGUGGGACUGUUGUUGUGCUCAUAGCAGCCAGAUUGUUAAACACCCACUGUAUGCUUUGGUCCUGUAACUCUUCUAAUCAAUUAUCUCAUUUGUAGCUGUGACUGUUGAGAUGUUUUCUAUGCAGUAUUGAAUUUGACCGAUGGCAAACAAUAUGCUGUUGGUGAAAAUGAGGAGCAGUUCUAUAGAGCUAGUGUGGUUAAGGCUUUCAAUUAGUACCUGUAUGGUUUUUCAUUUCAGGAGGCAUUGCAUGACUCUACAUUGGAAUUAGGACAAUUGGAUUUUGCGGUGUGCAUUGGGUGAAGGACAUAUUUUAACACUCUUUACAAUUCCCAAUUUAUCAUAGCUCCAUGAUGGGAAGUCUACGGCACAUGGUUUUGAUGUCAAAAUGAACUAGAGUUAAUGCAUUGUGGCUCAGUUGUUUCCAGGCCUCAACCUUGUUCUUGUAUCGACAGGUGUAAAAGCAUGGAAUUGUAUCGCCAGGUAUAAAAGCAUGGAGUUGUCAUACAUCAAUGGUAAUUUAAUGGUAUUAGUCUUAAAUUGGUUCUGGGAAAUCAAAUUUGGUAUAAAUGCAACAGGGAGAACGUUUUUGAAUCAGCAUGUUACUUAUGAGUUACAAAAAGAGGUUGAGAAGCCACCUAGCUCCACCCCCUCCUGUAAUCCUAUUGAGUUUUUAUGACCUCAUUUUAUUUGCCUGGCCCUGGAUUCUUAAGAGUGUAUGUCCAUCAAGUCUAGCCUUCUAUGACAAGUGCCAAAAUAUGAACUAUCUCUGAGAAGACCUCUGUCUCUGUCAUUUUGUAGAUGAAGGUGGAACGUGCCCACUGCUCAGCUCUACUCCAAUUGUCAAGGGGUGCUAGAAGCCAUCAAUACCAUAAUAAACACGUUUUUUUUUAAAGUGCUGACUUGAUAUAGUAGCAUCUGAUUUUAAAAAGGUUUUUCCAAAGGCAUUAUGUCUUUGACGAAGGCAAAACAGCAGCAUCUAUGUGAAGUGAAGGUUGGCCUUUUUCCAUUUUCUACCAUAUCAGUUGUCCUAUUCCCAAAUAUUGACCAGUCUCUCUAUGAUUAACUAUAUCCUUUGCUUAUAAUUUAUUUUCUAAUUAUUUACAAACAUGAGUCUGCUCAAAUCUACGAUAAAAAAUGAACUCUGCAUAAUCUGAGCAGCUAUGGGGUACAUUCUAGAAGACUGUCUUUGUUUGCUCAGUGCUCCUCCUGUCAGGCCCCGUCUAAUCAGUGGAGAAAGCUGUUACUCAGAGGGAUUUAGUUCAUUAGUAAACAAUCCUUCCCUGCUGUUCCCCUCUGUGGUUCUAUCACAACACGCACACCUGGGCAUACAACUAGGUAAUUGGGCCUGCAUAAAGAUGCCCUAUAUAAACAAUUGUCUAUUCAUAUUUUGUUUCCAAUGAUUUUGCUGAAUGUGAAGCUCAUGCUGUGAGAUGACAAUGUUUUGUAAAGUUUUAUGAGUUUCAUUUUCUUAGCCAUAUGAACAAUUAUGACACUGGCAUGGCACUUUGAAGUAUCUGAGGGUUGUCCAGAGUUUUUGGUUUUAUACAUUUAUACAGAUUAAUAUUCAUUUUGGUUUCAGAUGAUUUAACUAUCUUGCUUGUUGCUAUAUCUGUAUAAUUCCUGAGAUAGAUUUAAGCCGCCAAAUUUACCAGUGUUGUUUAACUCUGCUCACCACAGUUUGCUGGCACUUUAUGAAUUGGGCAUUACAUUGCAAAAUUACAAAAGCAGAAUGCCUUGUUUGCUCAAAUGUCUUUCCUAGGGGUGUCCCACAGGUUAUGAGAAACAAGUGUAUUGUUCUGUCUAGAUGUUUGUUGUGACAUCACAUGUAACAGUGCUUUUGUUAACCUAGCUGACAGCAAAGCAUUCCUCUGCAUCAAAUGACAAAUAGGAAUAUAUAACUGUCUCCUUGUGUGACAUUAAACAACAUCCUUUUUGGAUGGGUCCAACUGCAAGGGUAUUGUUCUCCAGCUCAUUUUGUUAAGAUUAUUUAUUUAUGAUGGCACCCCUACCUCGACAUUCAACAGCAAACCUUCAUGUAAACAUAAAAUGAAAAACAGUAUUGUAUAAUGUUCAAAUCUAGAUGUGAACACAAGUGCUUUUUUAAAAAAAAAUCUUAGAAUCCUUAAAUGUGAGUAGAAAACUGUUUGUGCUGUUUUUCAAUGUGGAUUUAUUGAAAAGUCAAGGCACUCGUCAGUCAGAUGAAAUAAUGUGCUGCAGUUGUCAAGAAGGUGUUGAAGAAAAACAAUCCUCAAAUGUAUUACAGUACCUAGUUUACAGUUUGUACAAUAU
Messenger RNA from Oncorhynchus tshawytscha (Chinook salmon), 7224 nucleotides. RefSeq names its product D(1)-like dopamine receptor. The transcript has a single exon. NCBI's taxonomy places the organism in Eukaryota, Metazoa, Chordata, Actinopteri, Salmoniformes, Salmonidae. The record is from RefSeq and is a predicted model, not a curated record. Gene Ontology annotation, molecular function: G protein-coupled receptor activity; dopamine neurotransmitter receptor activity, coupled via Gs. Gene Ontology annotation, cellular component: plasma membrane. Gene Ontology annotation, biological process: vasodilation; adenylate cyclase-activating adrenergic receptor signaling pathway; G protein-coupled dopamine receptor signaling pathway. Bases 1517 to 2848 code for a protein of 443 amino acids.